UAAACAAACACAAAAAUGAAAGCCCAAAUAUGUCUCUUAUCUGUAGGUUUGUGCAUUACCAUGUCAAUAUCGGCUGGGUGCACGUCGAUGAAACGCAAGUAAGUAAUUAAAACCGUCCAACGAAGCUAACGUCAAUGCGAUCACAUCAGUCGGUCAGAGAUCCUUCGUCGUUUUUCUAGAGAUCGAUCGCCUCAGCUAUUGUUCUGAUUCCACCAAUAAAUCAUGGCUACUCGUGGUGAUGUAUCUUCUACUGAAGGACUUAUGUCAGCCUGGAAACUUCGUGAUUACGGCGGGAUUGAAAGUCUAGAAUUAGUGAAAGACCUGCCUAUCCCAAAACUAACUUCUUCAAAAGAUGUACUCGUUGAAGUGAAAGCUGCCUCAGUCAACGUUUUAGAUGCUUGGAUGCCAGAUGGAUAUGGUAAAGUGAUAUUUGAAACAUUUUUUCGAACUCACCUACCUGUCACUUUGGGGCGAGACUUUGCUGGGGUAGUUCGCGCAGUUGGAAAGGGAGUAACCGAGUUGAAACCAGGGGAUGAGGUUAUGGGUGUAGUUCCACCACAAUCUGGUACAGGAUCCCAUGCUCAAUUCGUAGUAGUUUCAGAUUCUAAUGUUGUCAUGAAACCAACGAACUUGACAAUGGUUGAAGCAGCAUCAAUUCCUUAUGCUGGCUUAACUGCUUGGUCUGGUUUGAGGAGUGUUGGUGGAUUAGGAGAAGUUUUAAAUGGCAAGGAUGUGCUCAUCAUGGGGGCUGCAGGUGGAAUCGGAUCUAUUGCUACCCAACUCUGCAAGAUUUGGGGAUCAAAGGUUGUCGCAACCUGUUCAACCGAUGCCAUUCCAAUCAUCAAAAACUUGGGAUCUGAUGACAUUAUUGAUUACAAAUCUCCGGAUGCCAACUCUAAGUUGCGAGCUCAUGGAGGAUUCCACGUGGUUCUCGACUGCACCGGUAAAUGGGAUGGCUACGACUACGACUUGUUGAAAUCUUGUGCUAAUGCAAAAUAUUUGACUCUCGUUCCUCCAAUUUUAAAAAAUUUCGAUAACUAUGGUGUCAUCGGAGGAAUUUUGAAGACUAUUUACGACCUCAUUGUCGCCAAUGCAUUGCUCAUCUUCCGAUUGAAAACCCAUCGUUGGGUCUUGUUUUCUCCGAAUUCGUCUGCUUUACGAAAACUUCGCGACUACGCUCAAAAUGAUCAGCUCAAGCCAUUGAUUGAUAGCGUUUUCACUUUCGAUCAACUAAAAGAAGCUUAUUAUAAACUGAAAGCCGGACAUGCUCGAGGUAAAAUUGUGAUUGAAAUGGUCUGAGAUAUACAGUCUAUUUUCGUAGGCUAAAAUCACUAUAAUCUUCGUUAUCUGAUAUUUGCUGGACCUUGCCUAGAUUUAUUAAUUACAGUAAAUACAAGUUUGUAAAAGGGAAAUGGUAUUUGUUUCAUAUUCAAUAACUAAAUAAAUUACCGCAUACGUGUAAGUUAUUGAAUAGUGUAUUAGAGCAGACUGAUUAUAUAUAGAUGAAUAUCAAGAAUGUUUAUAACAAGAUAAGUGAUCCAAAAUUCCUGUUGCGAGAAAAAGAAAAAAAAUUCGGUGAUAAAAUGUUGGGGCGGAAGAGCAUCUUCGUUUUGGCACUUUGUUCAGAAAAGGCGGAUCAUAUGGAGAGAAGUAACAGCGACCGA
This is a messenger RNA of Daphnia pulicaria, 1664 nucleotides long. RefSeq names its product reticulon-4-interacting protein 1, mitochondrial-like. The transcript is spliced from 5 exons. The record is from RefSeq and is a predicted model, not a curated record. The coding region runs from base 223 to 1299 and encodes 358 amino acids. NCBI's taxonomy places the organism in Eukaryota, Metazoa, Arthropoda, Branchiopoda, Diplostraca, Daphniidae. Gene Ontology annotation, molecular function: oxidoreductase activity; zinc ion binding. Gene Ontology annotation, cellular component: mitochondrion.